AUGGAGUCUGUCUCUCCCUAUGCGGUCUCGGCGACGAAUCGAAGUGGUUUGAUUGUCAUCGUUGAAACACUGUUUAUGUCAUGGAUGAUCAUAGUGACCCUGAUUCGACUCUAUAUGCGUCUUGAAAUCAAUGGACCGGUCAAGAUUGAUGAUCUGGUUGUGUUUGCCGGGAGUGUAAUAGCCAUCGCUCAUGUAGGAACAAUCAUGGAUGCAAUCUCCCAUGGUCUAGGCCGACCGGAGGACGAAAGCUCGCUGUCGAACUUAACACGCGCUGGAAAGAGCGUCUAUGCAGCGAAUCUCCUAUUCCUGGCUGGGCAUGGCGCGGCCAAGAUUUCCGUAUGUCUGCUUCUCAAACAACUAGGCCGACAAAAACGCUACUUGCUCUAUUCCAAUGUCCUUUUGGGCAUGGCGACAGCGUGGACACCUGCUUCAAUUCUUGCGGUUGGCCUCACUUGCUUCCCACAAUACCAAUUUACCAUGGCGCAACAUUGUAGUAAAAUUGGUAUUGCCUGGAAAGUUAUCACUGCAUUUGACGUGAUUACAGAUGUCCUCACCUUCGGACUGUGUGUUUUACUGGUAUGGGGGAUUCAGAUGCGGUGGAAGCAAAAAUGGGCGGUGGUUUUUGCAUUUGGGACGAGGACCCCGGUUAUCAUCUUAAUUAUCCUCCGUCAAACUUAUCUCGACCGCUCACUUUUCCAUCCCGACGCGCCUCUACAUCUAUCGGAUGCAAUAAUUAUGACCGCCGUUCUUCUUCACUGCAGCAUUAUGGUAUCCACAGUGCCAUGUCUAAAGCCGUUUGUUAUUGCAUUCAACACAGGAUGGGGACAGGGCGUCACAAACGGCAACGGUCAACAUUCGUAUUUCACACCCACUGGGAAAAGCGCAUCGAGCAACCAAUCUCAAGUCUACUCAAUGAACCGAGGAGAUGAAGGCGAUGUCAAUCUGACUACUUCCCGGAAAUCACAGGAUAGUCAGCACUCGCAACGUCUGAUUAUCCGUCAGACACGGGAAUGGAUGGUGGAGGAAGAGGAAUAUGAGAUGCACUCGAUAGCCUCUAACCCCCAUUGA
Penicillium vulpinum is the source of this 1068-nucleotide messenger RNA. RefSeq lists its product as uncharacterized. The coding region runs from base 1 to 1068 and encodes 355 amino acids. NCBI's taxonomy places the organism in Eukaryota, Fungi, Ascomycota, Eurotiomycetes, Eurotiales, Aspergillaceae. The record is from RefSeq and is a predicted model, not a curated record. The transcript is spliced from 5 exons.